Molecule: messenger RNA, 915 nt
Organism: Nannospalax galili (Upper Galilee mountains blind mole rat)
Lineage: Eukaryota; Metazoa; Chordata; Mammalia; Rodentia; Spalacidae
Gene: Dppa2
Product: developmental pluripotency associated 2
Exons: 7
Coding region: 1-915 (304 amino acids)
Biological process (GO): system development
Cellular component (GO): nucleus
Molecular function (GO): chromatin binding
Source: RefSeq, a predicted model, not a curated record
AUGUCAGACUCAGAUUACAACGUGGAGAAGAAUUGCUCAGUGGAGGAAUUGGAUGAGGAAAGUGUGAUUUUAACACUGGUCCCAGUUAUAGAGGAGCCUAUCACAGGACAUCUAAUGGAAUCAAAUGUUUUUUCAAUGGGAGAUGUCAAAUUUGAGAAUCCUGGGGAAAACAGCAAAGUUCACCAUCCUAAAAGCAAGGCCUCUCAAAGACGCAGAUGUAAGGAGCCAGCCCUUCCUGUGCCAGACAUCCUACCUCCUAUUAAUAAUGUGUCCAGGAACACUCUGCGGGACUGGUGUCAACAAUUUCAGUUGAGUACGGAUGGUGAGAAAAUACAGGUUUAUUUGAGACUCCAGAGACAUGCAUAUCCUGAUCAAAAAUAUGAUAUUCCUAGCACAUCAUGGGAGGCCAGAUUGAAGGCAGAUUCCUGGAAAUCCAAGGAACCCAGGCAUCAAGAAAGUUCUAACAGGAAAGAUAAAACAACUAAUAUGGCUGAAGUGGUAACUUCAGCCCAGGAGUCCAUUUUAGCAGCUUGGGGAAGAAUUGCCAAAAGAGCUACCCAGCCCCUGGCUGUGAAUAGCUGUCCUCUUCCCACUGAUGAGGAGGCUUUUUUGCCUCAAACCUUCGGGGCCAGAUGGUGUGUAGUCCAUGGCAGACUGCUCCCUGCAGAUAUGCAGCGAGGCUGGGUUCGCCUGAAGUUUCAUGCUGGUCAGACCUGGGUCCCGGACACUCCCACGAGGAUGAUUUCUCUCUUCUUGUUGCCAUCCUGUGUUUUUCCAUCCUUAGGAAUAGAAGACAAUAUGCUGUGCCCUGAAUGUGUUCAAAAUAAUAAGAAGAUCAUGAAAAAAUUAACUACCACAACGGAGAGAGACAGUGAAGAAGACCAAAAUAUGCUUCCUCCAAAUAUGCCACCUUAG